UGGAUAUGCGAGGCGCACUUAAUACCUGCCAUCAUCCUUGCCGUCGACGACGUCGUCGUCACCGUCUUAAUAGUGUUACAAUAGCGAGACGAGAGUGAGCCAACAAGGAGGAGGUUCGGUGGAGCUUAACGCCUCGCCGGGCCACUAGUUGAAAUUCUGUUCUCGCGCGAAUCGGUCGCCGGUCUUGCGGUUCCUCCACGGGCGCCGCGCAUAAGUUUAGUUCGGCGGGUCUGCUGCGAUCGCGACGAGUUCGCGCGCAUAUUUCAACGCACACGUUGCGUCUGGGUGGUGAUUUUGGAAACGGCUUCAAAUUUUGAACGUUGGGGUUGUUGGGUUGUGUAUUUUUUUCUGAGGAGAAAAAUCGGUGAUUCGCAAUCGGUUGCACAUGGGUGGUUUUCGGUCAAGUGGAACAAUUUAGUGCGAUGAUAAUUUAGACGGUUGAAUCGACGGAAUUGGGAUUUUUUUGUGAGAUACAGUGAAGAAAGGGAUUCCCAAGCUUUGUGCAUCAGUUGAAAACUCGAAUUCGUUGAAUUCUCGAAAGCAACUUUCAUCAAAAUGGGGAAACCGAGCAAUGGCAACAUCGAAACUGGCAAACUAACCAAGGAUCCGCUGGUGGACGGCGACUGCAAAAACGGCGUCGACGGUGGCGUUGGGACCAACGGGGAGGAAGUCGCCCUGGCGAUGACCACCCUCGGGCAGAUCAAGGCCGCCUCGAGGAAACCGGGCCACUGCUUGGACCUGGCCGAGUCCGACCAGCGGGAAACAUGGUCCGGCAAGGUGGACUUUCUGCUCUCGGUCAUCGGGUUCGCCGUGGAUCUGGCCAACGUGUGGCGCUUUCCGUACCUGUGCUACAAGAAUGGUGGCGGCGCUUUCCUUGUUCCUUACUGUGUGAUGCUGUUGGUCGGCGGGAUUCCUCUCUUCUACAUGGAACUGGCGCUGGGUCAGUUCAACCGGAAAGGUGCCAUCACCUGCUGGGGUCGUCUAGUUCCUCUUUUCAAAGGUAUCGGCUACGCGGUCGUCCUGAUCGCAUUCUACGUCGACUUCUACUACAACGUGAUCAUCGCUUGGUCGCUGAGGUUCUUCUUCGCCUCGUUCACCAGUCACCUGCCUUGGACGUUGUGUGACAACGCGUGGAACACGAUCCUUUGCAAACCGUUCGAGUUCGGUGGUCCCAACAAGACCGCCGCAGCGACGGUGGCGUCGACGGUGGCCUCGAUGAAUGGAACCGUGGUCAACACAACCAUCGCGUUGUCCAACGAAACGGUUAAGUUUGCCUCGGCGGCGUCGGAGUACUUCAAUCGUUACAUCCUGGAGCUGGACAAAAGCGCCGGUAUCCACGACUUGGGCACCAUCAAGUGGGACAUGGCACUGUGUCUACUGGCCGUUUACCUUAUCUGUUACUUCUCGUUGUGGAAGGGAAUCAGUACUUCCGGAAAAGUGGUAUGGUUCACUGCCCUCUUUCCAUACGCGGUGCUGUUGAUCCUGCUGGUUCGUGGUAUUACUUUGCCGGGGUCGGCAGAUGGCAUCAAGUACUAUCUGAGCCCCCGGUUCGAUAUGAUUGAGAAACCGGAAGUGUGGGUUGAUGCUGCUACCCAAGUAUUUUUCUCGUUGGGACCGGGUUUUGGUGUUCUGCUGGCAUAUGCUUCCUACAACAAAUACCACAAUAACGUUUACAAAGAUGCCAUAUUGACCAGUUUUAUCAACUCAGCCACUAGCUUCGUAGCAGGAUUUGUGAUCUUUUCGGUGCUGGGUUACAUGGCGCACGCCAGUGGGCAGGACAUCGAGGACGUUGCCACGGAAGGACCCGGAUUGGUGUUUGUGGUGUAUCCCGCUGCGAUCGCCACCAUGCCCGGUAGCACCUUUUGGGCGUUGAUUUUCUUUAUGAUGUUGUUGACACUAGGAUUGGAUAGUUCUUUUGGUGGAUCGGAAGCAAUCAUCACUGCGCUGAGUGAUGAGUUCCCGAAGAUUGGACGCAAUCGGGAGAUCUUUGUGGCCGGUCUGUUUACGCUGUACUUCUUUGUGGGCCUGGCUAGCUGUACGCAGGGAGGUUUCUAUUUCUUCCAGCUGUUGGAUCGGUAUGCAGCGGGAUAUUCGAUACUGAUUGCAGUGCUCUUUGAGGCGAUUGCGGUUUCGUGGAUAUAUGGCACGAAACGCUUCUGCGACGACAUCCGGGACAUGAUCGGUUUCGCCCCGGGCAUCUACUGGCGCGUGUGCUGGAAGUUCGUCGCCCCGCUGUUCCUCCUGUUCAUCAUCAUCUACGGUCUGAUCGGAUACGAACCGCUGAGCUACGAGGACUACAUCUACCCGACGUGGGCCAACGUUUUGGGGUGGUGCAUAGCCGGCUCCUCCAUGAUCAUGAUCCCACUGAUGGCGUUCUACAAACUGCUCGUCACACCGGGGUCAUUCCGACAGCGAUUAGUGAUCCUGACGACGCCGUGGCGCGACCAGCAGAUGUCGGUCAACGGGGUGAUGGUCGAACCUGCGCAGGUUCGGCUGACCAACUCGGACGAAGGCGAAGAGGUUUGAGUGUGAUCGUUCUCGCUCAAGUUCGACAUCUAUUUCGUUUGAUUCGGUGGGAGAGGAGAUUUUUCUCGAAUUUGUUUUUGUGACAACUUAGGAUAUGUAUGAAAAUUUGCACGCCUCCAGUUUGUGUGGGCUAUAAUUCACAGAAUUUUUACUUAGGAUUGUAUGACAAUUUCUCGUUAGGUAAAAAGUAAGAUAAUUCAAAAAACAGGUAAACAUGUCCAUAAGCACUCGUAGAGUGCGACAUUCGGGAUCAGCGAAACGCUAUUAAAACAUAUUUUGUUUUUCGGUGGUAGGUUUUAAGGGCAAUCAUCGAAAUCAAAAACACACACUCAAAAUGCUGUAUAGAUAAUAUGUAGAUCCACGUGAUUUCACAGACCGCACGCGGGAGGUAAACAACAAGCGAAUCGAUUCAUAUUUGUGAGCGGGGUCCCUCGUCUAACCGGGGGGCUUGCUUCUUGGCGGGAUGUCUACACAAUUGUACAUAAAUCCGCGCUGUAGCCCGCCGAAAAGCGACUAAAGUUAGGAGAUUUUUAUAUUUUGAUUGAUUUAUAGUUUGGCUUCCCGUUGAGAAUGGGGAAGCGUGUCGUAACACAUUGUUACCAGUUUUUAAACUGUGGCCGUUGAUGAUAGAAAUAUUAUUGAUUAGGAAAAAUAAUCGCCGCAACGAGCGAGUAAUGUUGAAACAUAACCUUAGACCAAAAUGGCGAGGUUUGUGUCCAGGAUAUAACUGUUAUAAAGUGUGAAAGCAUUCGCUGCUUUCGUUAUGGCUUCUGCUGUCGCUCUCUAUCUGUAUAGCUUUCUUUAUGGUUUGAGCAUGUUUUCUUUUGUCUCGUUGCAAGCAAAGCGUUCGAAUGGAGAGCAAGUCGCUAUUUGUGAGGAAAGCUCCCAGGCCCGGGCGAAGCUGAACAGCCAUGAAGCUCUGUUCGGGAUAAGGCGCGACCAUAUGAAGGUGAAUUGUACCUCGUUCGAAUUUGCUCAAUGCAUCGGGUGCUUGAUUUCCACAUGUCUAGGAGAGCUGUUUUUGCAAGAAUACAGUUAAAAGUUAACUAAAUUGAAUAGAAAUAGGAUACGCCAGAACACGCUGAAAGAUAUUUAUUAGAAAAUAGCGAUUUACUCUAGGAAAAAGCUUUUCAUGGACAUUUUAGGUAAAACAAAUAAACAAAAUGAUUUCAAGUAGUAAAAAUCCAGAGCGAUUAAGAAAAUUAAAAACUAGCAACGGAAAAUCUGCAAGAAAGUGGAAUUCUCAUGUGAAACCGGUGUUUGAUAAUUAAGCUGCAAUGUUAUUCACACUUCUAUAGGGCUCGUUGUUGUGAAAUAAACUAUAGAAAAACUGUACUUUCCACAGUGGAAAGCUUUAAAACAAUUGUAACACCAACAACUUUAUUAAGGAGGGAUAUGGAUUGGAUUUUACGAACUUUUGAUUGGAUAAGAUAUUUGGGUUGGAUUUGUGGUACAAAUAAGCCGUAAUAUGUUGCACGAUAUCAAAAUGUCUUCCAUACAGCCAUUGGAAGUCAUUAAAAAAAACAAGAUGUGAUUUCUUAAAUUUGAUUCACGAUCAAUGUUUAGAUAAAAUCAAGUUAAAUUAAAUUGAAACACAAUAUUAUCGUUCUUUGAGUUUAACCAAGCAACCAAGGUCACUAGAGAAAUCAUCAAUAUUAGUUAUGAUGAUAUCGUUCUAAAACAUGCAGUCUUUCUGAUUCCAUGCUUUUAUCAAUUAUUAUUCAUCACCAAUCCUGUUUGUGACAGCCACUAGAACUCACGUUAAUCUUUUAUAAAGUCUUCCGACAUAUGCUUUUUUUUAUUUAUUUUUUUAUGUUUCUUCGGGUUUACAUUUGUUAUUUUGUUGUAUUUACCGGCUUGUCCUUUGUUUUUGUUCCUGUCCCUUUACUAGCAUUAUGAUUGAUUAUUAUGUUAGGAUAUGCAUUUGCAAUCCUUCUCGUCAGCCAUUGAGAAGGCUUGCAAAAACUAUCGCAUUCACUUUUUCAUGGUACGUGUAGUCAAUUACAAUUCUUUUUCAGCUCAUUCUAUACACAAAUCACAAGUUUUUUGUUUCGAUUGUUUUGAUUAUUACUUGGGCAGUCAUGAUAUGUAUAUAGUUUAUGCCACGUUUUCUAGAUAAUUCUGUAGUAAAUUUUUGAUCACAUUUUCAAGUUUGACCAAAUGACAUUCCCAUGUUUUUGAAUAAUUACUAGAAGUUCUGAAUUGAAUUGAAAAUAUGGAAGACGAAAAAAUGCGCUUGAUGACUAUUCUGGAGACGCUGAGGGUCUGGGAUCGAAUCCCAAUAAACUCACAAAAUAUGAAUCCUUCCUUCGGAAGGGAAGUAAAGCGUGAGCUUCGGGGAUGAACUAGCCUAGGGCUAAACAUCUCGUUAAUACAGAUAAAAACAGUUAUUCUGAAAAAAAAAAAAUCUCGGAGUCCUCAAAAAGUGCUUUCCUUCAAUUUUGGUUGGACGAUCGAUAAGUUUUGUUCCAAGCACGGCAAUAACCAAGGAUAAAUGUUUCGUAUUUUUAUUGUAUUUCAUGAAUUAUGAUAAGUACCUUAUCAACCUUUAAGCUUUCCACUAUCUUGUGCUCCAAAUCAGGAAUGCAUUAUCCAUUUUAUUUUUUUAUUUUUUUUAUUUUUUUUUGUCUGUAAUAACGAGAUUUUUAGCCCUAUGCUAGUUCAUCUCGGGACCCACGCUUUACUUCCCUUUCGAAGGAAGAACUCACUUUUUGCGAGUUUGUCGGAAGUGGGAUUCGAUCCCAGGUCCUCGGCGUGAUAGUCAAGGGUUCUAACCAUCACACCAGGUCCGCUCCACAUUAUCCAAUUAAGUUCUACAUAAAUCUGGAUAUUUUCAAUUUUUAAACGUUAAUGCACAAAACUAAAUAAAAACAAAAUAAAAAAGAAAAUUUUUCUGGUUCAAUAAUUAAUCCUUGGGUAUUGUAAAAAAGUCAUUUUCAAGAAUUUAUUCGGGAAAAACUCUGAAAGUGUUUGUGGAUUUUUCCUCUAAAAUCUCUAGAA
Molecule: messenger RNA, 5526 nt
Organism: Aedes albopictus (Asian tiger mosquito)
Lineage: Eukaryota; Metazoa; Arthropoda; Insecta; Diptera; Culicidae
Gene: DAT
Product: sodium-dependent dopamine transporter
Exons: 10
Coding region: 556-2526 (656 amino acids)
Biological process (GO): sodium ion transmembrane transport; dopamine uptake involved in synaptic transmission
Cellular component (GO): neuronal cell body membrane; presynaptic membrane; neuron projection
Molecular function (GO): dopamine:sodium symporter activity
Source: RefSeq, a predicted model, not a curated record